This is a messenger RNA of Adineta ricciae, 510 nucleotides long. The record is from the annotation of a GenBank genome assembly. NCBI's taxonomy places the organism in Eukaryota, Metazoa, Rotifera, Eurotatoria, Adinetida, Adinetidae.
AUGAAAGGUUAUUUUCGACAAGAGUUACAAUUGAUCGAUGAUACUGAUAGAAUUCUUCAGCGAAAAAGUCAAUUACAAUGUUAUGAUGGUGAUAACUUAAAUGAAGUUAUGAAAUGUUCUGAAGACAUGUGUUUUUAUAUGAAAUCAUUUGAUUUUCUUGAUGAUUAUUCUUGCGGAGCUUCUCGUUUAAAUUUCUUGGAUGAACAAAUUAAAAUACAAUACAAAAUCUUACCAACAAUUAAUGAAAAUCCUUUAUUCGCAUUCGCUUAUUCUUGUAGUACAAAUAAAUGUAAUAAAUAUGAAACAACAGUAAAAAUUGGUGAAUUUAUUCGUCAAUAUUAUAACAUUUCAUAUCAAUUCAAAUCUUCUAUGAUGUAUUCAAAUGAAAUUAAGAAUCAAUCACUAUUAAAUAUAACGAAUCAAACAAUUUUAUUCAUAACAAGCAACUGUAUCACUCGUCGAUCCAAUAAUUAUACAAUAUUUAUUCUACUAUUUGCAUAUCUAUUUUAA